AUGAAGACGACGCGCAAGUGUCGCGCGCUCCUGUCCGUGGGUCUCAACCUGGUGGCGUUGCUCUUCUCCACCACGGCGUUCAUCACCACGUACUGGUGCGAGGGCACGCAGCGGGUGCCCAAGCCCAACUGCAGCGCACAGAGGCGCCACAACUGCAUCGACUACGGUGUCAACGAGACGGACCAGAGCAAGGUGCACUACAGUUGGGAAACCGGCGACGAUCGCUUCCUCUUCCGCCGCUUUCACACCGGAAUCUGGUACUCGUGCGAGGAGAACAUCCACGAGGCAGGUGAGAAGUGUCGCAGCUUCAUUGACCUGGCCCCCGCCUCGGAGAGAGGCGUGCUCUGGCUGUCCGUGGUUUCGGAGGUGUUGUACAUCCUGCUGCUGGUGGUGGGCUUCAGUCUCAUGUGUUUGGAGCUUUUCCACUCCAGUAACGUCAUCGACGGACUCAAACUUAAUGCCUUUGCUGCCGUCUUCACUGUUCUGUCCGGUCUUCUUGGCAUGGUGGCCCACAUGAUGUACACGCAAGUCUUCCAGAUCACCGUAAGUCUGGGUCCAGAAGAUUGGAGGCCUCACAGCUGGGACUAUGGAUGGUCUUUCUGCAUGGCGUGGGGUUCCUUCACAUGCUGCAUGGCCGCCUCUGUCACCACACUCAACUCCUACACCAAAACAGUCAUCGAGUUCCGCCACAAGCGCAAACUCUUCGAGCAGGGCCUUCGCGAGGAGCAGAACUUCCUUGACCAGGAAGCCUUCCACUACUUCCGCGACCGCUCCCUGCAGUCCAUCUCCGGCACGCUGGAUGUCUACCCAGGUCCCGGGAGCCUACCCGGGCACCCUCCAGAUCCUGGGCUGGGCCGGACCAAGAUAAGAAGCGCCUCCAUCGACUUGGGUGAAAACACAGACUCACUGGGAGAGGAGCAGUGCUGA
This is a messenger RNA of Nerophis lumbriciformis (worm pipefish), 927 nucleotides long. Lineage: Eukaryota; Metazoa; Chordata; Actinopteri; Syngnathiformes; Syngnathidae. The record is from RefSeq and is a predicted model, not a curated record.